Messenger RNA from Exophiala mesophila, 5274 nucleotides. RefSeq lists its product as uncharacterized. Lineage: Eukaryota; Fungi; Ascomycota; Eurotiomycetes; Chaetothyriales; Herpotrichiellaceae. The record is from RefSeq and is a predicted model, not a curated record. The coding region runs from base 364 to 4845 and encodes 1493 amino acids. Gene Ontology annotation, molecular function: lipid binding. The transcript has 5 exons.
GACUCGUUUGCCCUUACACCAUCUCCUGGUGACACCAAAGCUGAUUCCCCAUCCACUCCCUUCUCCCGCCACAAUCUCCCAAAACCAAGAAACUUGGGCGCCACGCCCAAAAUCGACUGCUUGUCGGUCAAUCCCAAGCGCAGACAAACGACCAACUUUCUCGACACAGAUUGACUACAUUUCAUUCACACUUCUUGCUUCCUUUUCUCUCGCCUCCUCGUCACACAACCACCCAUCCUUGACCGCUCCUCUCCCCCGUCCUUCGUUAAGCCCACACCUUCCCCUCACAUCACCUUCUCAUGCCUCAACUCGACUAAGGGUAGCCAUAUAACCAAGGCCCUCUGGCAGAAUCUCUUUUUCACCAUGGCUCUUUCCGGUCUGAGGAAUGAGCUCAAGUCUCAAGGCGCCGUCGAGGCUGCUCAAGAUCCAAACAGUUCCGUAACCGCCGAAGACGCCCAGAAUGUCAUCUUAAAAGAGAGCCAAAAGGCCGGCUCAACCGCCCUGCAUUUCGAUCCCAAUGCCUCGCCAGAGGAAAAGGCCGCGCAAGCACGUUCGCAACAAAAUAAUACUAAGCGGCCAGCAAAGGGUGUUGGCAUAGCUACUGACUUGGAUGACGGAAAACCAGACGACUACGACCUUCCUCCACCCCAGUCUGCCGCAGCCGCUGAAGCCGCAAGUAAAGCUCCAGAUAGCGCCGCAACCGAAAAUGGAGUCCCCUCAGAGGAAGUGGAGCAAUGGUCUAAACUGGGCUGGGCUCCUCGCUUCGGCACCGGUGAGACUGCAGAAGAUAAAGAGGAAAGAACCCUUCUCGACCAUCAGACCUUCAUCGAGGGCAAGUUGGAUGAGAAAUUCUUUGGUGAUUGGUACCACAACACCGCCGUCAUCAUCUUCGCCUGUCUUUCGUCAUGGCUUGUUGCCACGUUGGGAGGUGGCCUGGGAUGGAUCUUUCUUAUAAUGGCCACCUGUGGCACCUACUAUCGCACCAGUGUCAGACGAGUCAGGCGGAAUUUCAGAGACGACAUUACUCGAGAACUCGCCAAAGCCCGGCUAGAAACCGACACCGAGAGCCUUGAAUGGAUGAACAGCUUUCUGGUCAAGUUCUGGCCCAUCUAUGCUCCACAACUUGCCAAAGGUAUCGUUCAGUCUGUGGACCAGGUUCUCAGCACGUCGACACCCGCUUUUCUGGACAGUAUGCGUCUGGAGACCUUCAUCCUAGGUACCAAACCUCCACGCAUGGACCACGUCAAGACCUAUCCCAAAUCAGAAGACGAUAUUGUCAUGAUGGAUUGGAAAUUCAGCUUCACCCCGACCGAUACCAUGGACAUGACUGCUCGACAACUAAAGACCAAGAUCAACCCCAAAGUCGUCCUUGAGAUCCGAAUUGGCAAGGGUGUUGUGAGCAAGGCCAUGAAAGUCAUCGUCGAGGACUUUGAGUUUUCCGGCCUGAUGCGUGUUCGAAUGAAGCUACAAAUCCCCUUCCCUCACAUUGACCGAGUCGACAUCUGCUUCCUAGGCAGACCAACCAUCGAUUAUGUCUGCAAACCUCUAGGUGGAGAGACAUUUGGGUUUGACAUCAAUUUCAUUCCCGGCCUGGAAACCUUCAUCAAAGAACAAAUCCACGGGAACCUAGCCCCCAUCAUGUACGAUCCAAACGUCUUUCCCAUCGAAGUUGCCAAGAUGCUGUCGGGGAAUCCCAUCGAUAUGGCUAUUGGCGUUGUUGCAAUCUCCUUGCACAGCGCUCACGGCCUGAAGAACCCCGACAAGUUCUCGGGCACUCCCGAUCCCUACGCCGUUGUCUCUCUGAAUGGAGGCAAAGAACUUGGACGAACCAAAACUGUCUCCGGAGAUGCCAACCCUCGUUGGAAUCAGACCUUGUAUAUCAUCGUCACAAACUAUACCGAUGCUCUAACCAUCCAGGUGUACGACUACAAUGAUGUUCGCAAAGAUAAGAACCUCGGCACCGCAACAUUUCCUUUGGACAAACUUGAGUUUGCCAACGAACAUGAACAUGUCAAUCUCGAGGUCCUGGCAAAUGGCAAAUCGCGAGGUGUUGUCCUGUGCGACGUCCGCUUCUUUCCCGUCCUCGAACCCGAAAGACUCGAGGGCGGAGAAAUCCUUCCGCCACCAGAAUCCAACACCGGUAUUGCGAGGAUCACCAUCGAACAAGCCAAAGAUUUGGAUGGCAGCAGGAGCAUGGUCGGCAAUCUGGAUCCGUAUGCGGUACUCUUACUCAAUGGCAAGGAAAUUCAUAUCACGAAUAAGCUUAAGCACACCAACAAUCCAGUCUUCUCCGACAAUACGAAAUCUGUUCUCAUCACCGACCGGAGGAAGGCUCGGGUGGGGUUGGUCAUCAAAGAUGACCGUGACCUUACGAGAGAUCCCGUCCUUGCAACUUAUCAAAUCAAGCUGGACGACAUGCUCAAAUUGAUGGAGAGAGGUCAGGAAUGGUUCAAUCUCCACGGAACCCCGAAAGGCAAGGCUAAGCUUUCCCUCGACUGGAAGCCGGUCGCUUUGAAAGGUGCUGUUGGGUCUGGAGGCUACGUGACGCCUAUUGGCGUCAUGCGCAUCCAUCUCAAAGGAGCCAGCAACCUUCGUAACUUCGAGACAAUGGGCAAAUCAGACCCAUAUGUCAAAGUCCUUCUUUCAGGUAUUCCCAAAGGACGAACUGUGACCUUUCAGAACGAUCUCAACCCUCGAUGGGACGAAGUCAUCUACGUGCCUAUGCAUGCACCAUCUGAACGAUUGGUGCUUGAAGUCAUGGACGAGGAGAAACUUGGCAAGGACCGCUCUUUGGGCCUUGUGCAAAUUAGUGCUUCGGAGUACAUUAUCGAGAGUGAAGAGGGCGGCUAUGAGGUGCGCGAUGACAAAGAGGAUUUCAAUACGGGGCUUCGCUUGGGCGGCGUUGGGGAGGCGAAAGGCACUCUCAAUUACACCAUCUCCUUCUUCCCAACAUUGAAUGUGGCCGACCCUGAGGAGGAAGAGGAGGAUCGAAAGGCCCAGGAGGAGAUCGAGGCUGUUAGCGGUCAAGCUGCGACCAACCCUGGCACUCCGACUCACAGCAAGAAGCCUUCUGUCGAUGUCAAACCGUCUCCCGAUCUCGCCAGAACAAGUGUGGAUAUCCGAAAGAGCGUGGACACGGCCGGAAGACUCCCUUCUCUGAACGGCUCCCCAUCUGUCGACAACUCUAUGCUGUCGGUUAAGAAGCAGGCGCCAAAGGUCAAAAUUACCCCCGAGGACCUGGGAAAAUACGAAUCGGGUUUGAUUGUGUUCAAUAUCGUGGAGGGAAACUUUUCCCAGGCAGGAGGUCGACUUGAAAUCUUGGUUGAUGAUCAGCUGUUCCCGAGCUACGUAUCGUCCAGGAUCAAAACGCGAGACCACCAUUUUGGAGAGACGGGUGACGCGAUGGUGCGUGAGAUCGACAUGUCUCGUUUGACAUUGCGCAUCGUCGAAAAGAACGAAAAGGAUGGGAAGCAGAACGAAGACGACGUGAUUGCGAAAUUGACUGGUGGGACCUUGCAAACUUUGCAGCAGUGUCUGUACAAACCGACGGCGCUUACGCUGAAAAGCGACAAGGGAAUGAACAAGGUCGUGUUUGAGUUGAAGUACUUGCCGGUGAAGAUGCAGCUUGAUCCAAGCGAAAGCAUCAACAACAUGGGAACACUCCGAGUGGAUGUCCUCGAUGCUGCGGACCUUCCGUCAGCUGAUCGCAACGGCUUCAGUGACCCCUACUGCAAAUUCAAGCUGAACGGGAAGGACGUUUACAAGACCAAAACGCAGAAGAAAACCUUACAUCCAGCCUGGAACGAGUUCUUUGAGACACCAGUUCCUUCUCGGACGGCGGCGGAAUUCAAGGUCGACGUCUAUGAUUGGGAUUUUGGUGACAAGGCUGACUGGCUUGGUUCUGCCGUCAUCAACCUAUCUGUCCUCGAACCAUUUCAGCCACAAGAGCUCACGUAUCAGCUGGAUGGGAAGUCUGGGGCUAUUCGACUCAAGAUGUUGUUCAAGCCUGACUAUAUCACGCGGUCUCGUCAAGGAACUUCGACGUUCUCUGGGACUUUUGCUCCUGCAGGUAAAGUGAUUGGCGCUCCUGUCAAGGGGGUGGGCAAGGUCGGAGGAGGAGUGGUUAAAGGAGCAUCCUUUAUCAAGAGAGGUAUCUUGGGACGCGUCAGCGGCAAAUCCGACACAGCAGACGGAGUGAACGGGUCUCUGACCGCCGCAGACCCAGAGGAGGACGAGGACCCGGUCAUGUCGACGCCAAGUAAAGGGGACGCAGCAGCUAGAGACAGAGACUCGCCUGCAACGCCACUUUCACACUCGCGCACAAAGAGUAACCAGUCAACCAUUGCGACAGACGCUGCUGCCAAGGUUGGGGAGAUGGGAACGGCGAGCUUCAUCAUCGUCUCUGCAAGCGGCUACCCGGCCAAGGCGGACGUGCAAGUUCACAUCAAGCAAGCGGGAGCCAAAGGCAAAGAACUAUUCAAGACCAAAGCGAUCAAAUCAAGCACGGGAACGGUGGAAUAUGACGAAAACCAAGAGAACUUCAAGGUGACAACGACAGCAGAUGCGCAAUUCCAAUUGUUGGUGAAGGAUCAUGACACGUUCCGAUCCAAGGAUCUGGGAGAGGCGCUAUUCUUUGUGUCAGACCAAGGAAGUGGUUCAGAGCAGAUGGUCAAGGCAGGUUCCGGCAGCGUCCUUUUGCGCAGCAGCUUCACACCUCAGGCGCCAGGGUAUGCGGAAAGCUUGAGACCGACGACAAGUGGUCGUGACAGCCCUGACUCGAGGCGGGAGGGACGUCGAAGCUUCUUCGGCCGCCGAGAUGUCAGCGGGAAACACGAGGCACAAUAGUGGGGGACCUCGCGUGACACAGGGACGGGGCGACGAGGAACUGUGGCGGGCAGUGGCAGGGGUAGGGCGGGUUUGAACAUAUGACUGUUUCCGCCGGGCAGUCUUGUGGGGUCAGCGAUGGAACCCAGCCAACAGGAUAUAAUUACUCGUUCACCUGGCCGAGGUCUGAAGAGGUCUGAGGAAGCAGGAAAAGGGAGCAAGACGAGCCGGGAAAAUGAUCACGGCCAAAAAUGGGAGGCGUAUUUGCUGCUAGUGUGAGCUUGAUCUAAUGAGCGUCGAGUCGUUGCUCGACCUCGGUGGUAAUUUUUGACGCGAUGAUACCACAUGGGCCUUUGAAUUUAAUAUCUACUUAGCAAAAUUAGGUGAUGAGUGGCACAGUUCACCGUUGAGACUGAGGCAUGGUGUGUGUUUUGACAGAUAUGAAAAGAG